ACCCCUUCGAUGUGCUGUGCUGGAUCUUGCCUGAAGGGCUGAGCCUGGAGCCUUGGCCUCGGCAGGAGCUAUUUUUCAGAAUGCUGGACAAGUUGCUCCUCUCAAGAAGCAACCCCCCCUGCCAACUAGGAGUGGCCAACGUGUAGAGCUUCAGCAGUGGAAGCGGGAGUGGGGAACUCUGCUUGUGAACCCAGACACUGGCUGUACAGACCCCAGGGGGAGUUGCUGCUGUCUGGAAAAGCAUGGAUGGGAGUCUGGUGCCUGUGGAGGGGAUUCAGCCCCUUCAAAGAAACGGUCUCUCUACUAAGGCUCCUAAGAAAUCUAAAAAGGGUGUUCUCUUUUUUGAGGUGGAGAUUCUGGAUGCCAAGACCCGCGAAAAGCUGUGCUUCCUGGAUAAGGUGGAGCCCAAUGCCACCAUAGCAGAAGUCAAGAGCCUCUUCACUAAGUCACAUCCACAGUGGUAUCCAGCCCGGCAGUCUCUGCGACUGGAUCCCAAGGGGAAGUCCCUGAAGGAUGAAGACAUUCUUCAGAACUUGCCAGUGGGCACCACAGCAACACUGUAUUUCCGGGAUCUGGGAGCACAGAUCAGCUGGGUGACUGUCUUCCUUACUGAAUAUGCCGGGCCCCUUCUAAUCUACUUGCUCUUUUACUUCCGGGUGCCUUUCAUUUAUGGUCAUAAGUAUGACUUCACCUCCAGCAAAUACUCUGUUGUACACCUAGCCUGCAUUUGCCACUCUUUCCACUACAUCAAGCGGCUCCUGGAGACCCUCUUCGUCCACAGGUUCUCCCAUGGAACAAUGCCCUUGCGUAAUAUCUUCAAGAACUGCACCUACUAUUGGGGCUUUGCUGCCUGGAUGGCAUACUACAUCAACCAUCCUUUGUAUACGCCUCCAGCAUAUGGACAUGAACAAGUGAAACUGGCACUCAUCAUAUUCCUGUUCUGUCAACUUGGAAAUUUCUCGAUUCAUAUUGCUCUGCGGAACUUGCGCCCUGCUGGCUCCAAGGCCAGGAAGAUUCCAUAUCCUACCAAGAACCCCUUCACGUGGCUAUUCUUGCUGGUCUCCUGCCCUAAUUAUACUUAUGAGGUGGGAUCCUGGAUUGGCUUUGCUAUUAUGACUCAGUGCCUUCCAGUGGCUCUGUUCUCCCUGGUUGGCUUCAUCCAAAUGACCAUCUGGGCAAAAGGAAAGCAUCGAAGUUACCUGAAAGAGUUCCGGGAUUACCCACCCCUGCGUUCGCCCAUUGUCCCCUUCCUGCUCUGAGCUGUGGAGGCAGUUGCCUCUUGGUCUGGGCUGAUAACAGUUCUAUUUUGUGUCUGGUUUCUUUUUUUUUUUAACCCUUGUGUGCAGCUGUUGUUGGAGUCUACAAUGGAGUUUUCUCUUGCUGUCUGCACUGUGAUUCGAGGGAAGCUGUGGGGAUUUCUUGUUUCUGUUCAUUUCUGGGACCCCCACAGCUUCUGAGUUCUCAUCCCAUUCCAGAGCCUUUCUGAGCUUGGGAUCUAGCCACCUACCUUCCCCCACUUAGCAUCAUAAAACCAAAAGCUGCAGUAGAGAACAAAGGUCCAAAGGGAACAAUCUUAUUUUUGCAGAGAAUGAAGAACUGAAGCAGCUGCUGGGCCCUGAAGUCUGCAAGAGAAGGUGCCAAAGCCUGAACUUAGGCAGCUGGAGCCUGGCUCAGCGCUCCAGUAUAGGUGCUCAGGGGAGCAGCCCCCACCCCCAUUCAUAAGUAGAACUUUAUAAGGGCUGUCUGCCGCCUUGCUCAGCUUUGUGCAUCUUCUCCAUGAUUAACUAGUGUGCUCUUUAAUGCCGGAAGUGGGUGUGGUAUGCAAAGUCCUAAGUGGCACCUCUCUUUCUAGAAAGCUUCCAUAUACAUGUACCCACCACAAGGCCCUGCCUUCAUAUCUCAUGCAGUGUGGCCUUGUGUACCCUGUGACCUGGCUCACAAGCAGACAGAACAGCAACUCGUCCAAGGCCGACUCCGGUCAUGAAAUUUGUAUCACAUAGAGCAGGCAUUGAAGUGCAGAGCUGUGGCAAGGGAGGUGGGAGCGUUGAGAACUCUGAGCUAUAGAAGCAGAGGGGGCAAAACCAGUUGUGAACUGGGGGUAACUGCAGCAUGCCAAGGGUUGCUUCAGCACUACCCAAAGUGCAAGCCGAUCCCGUUUGUCUUAAGGACAAAUGCUUCAAUUUACCUAGGGAAUUCUGAUUAGUGCUGGGCUGCCUUGUCCUCCCACUUCACCUGCUAAGCAGAAGCUGCAUUUUAACCUUGCUCCGCUAUAGGGGAUGGUGGCUGCAGAGCAGGACAGACCUUGGCCAGCUGGAACCCGAGGCCACUGAAGGGAGGUCUGAAAAACACUUUCUACACAAGCUGCAAUCUGUGCUGUUGACAGUAGCCUCAUGUAUUUUAUCUGAAUUCCACUUGCCAGGCUAGAGUCUCAGGCCUCUUUUGCCUAAAAGUGUCCCUUCCUUACAAAUGAUAAUCAGGACUAGGACUGAAAUUUUGUAAGGGGACGCUACAGCUGCACUGAGAAGCUCUAGCAAAAAGAAUUGCUUUUGAACAAGGCUUACAGUUAUAUGUAGUCACUAGAAAGGAGACAAAUAUCUCUAGUUCUGCUGUAGGAGAAAAUUCAGUGUUACAAAAUUGGGGCCUCAGCAUUUGUCAGUCUCCUUGAGAGGGAUUUGCUUCUCUCUUCUUGUUUGUCUUAAUUUCAUUAUGGUUGUAACCCUCUCUAUGCUUACUUGGGCAUAAGCCCCACUGAGGUCAGUGAGGCUUACUUCUAAGUAAACAUGGAUUGGAUCAGGUUGAAAGUUUGCAAUAGUCUUAGAUUUAUGCUGCAUGUGUGCAGUAAGAUACAGGAAACCUGCUAGGCUCCAUGGCAGCUGUUAAAAUGAGCCAACUGACAUGCUGUGUUCUGUUUCAUGUGGAACUGUCUUCCCUCUCAGAACUACACCAAUAAAAGUAAUCCAACCACUGGA
This is a messenger RNA of Hemicordylus capensis (graceful crag lizard), 2969 nucleotides long. RefSeq names its product trans-2,3-enoyl-CoA reductase (gene TECR). Gene Ontology annotation, molecular function: oxidoreductase activity, acting on the CH-CH group of donors. Gene Ontology annotation, biological process: very long-chain fatty acid biosynthetic process. The record is from RefSeq and is a predicted model, not a curated record. Lineage: Eukaryota; Metazoa; Chordata; Lepidosauria; Squamata; Cordylidae. The coding region runs from base 243 to 1259 and encodes 338 amino acids. The transcript has 12 exons.